This is a messenger RNA of Sparassis crispa, 2778 nucleotides long. RefSeq names its product Probable coatomer subunit. Lineage: Eukaryota; Fungi; Basidiomycota; Agaricomycetes; Polyporales; Sparassidaceae. The record is from RefSeq and is a predicted model, not a curated record. Bases 1 to 2778 code for a protein of 925 amino acids. Gene Ontology annotation, biological process: intra-Golgi vesicle-mediated transport; intracellular protein transport; protein secretion. Gene Ontology annotation, cellular component: endoplasmic reticulum-Golgi intermediate compartment; COPI vesicle coat; endoplasmic reticulum. Gene Ontology annotation, molecular function: structural molecule activity. The transcript has 11 exons.
AUGUCUCUCGUAACCAAAAAGGACGAGGAGAACGGCCUCAGCACAUACUAUAACAACAAAACGACCGUUAUCCAGGAGGCCCGUGUCUUCAACGAUUCCCCCAUCAGUCCCCGAAAAUGCAGAGCACUGCUCACCCGGAUCGUGUACUUGCUCUACAUUGGGGAGACCUUCGGGACGCAGGAGGCAACGACGCUGUUCUUUGGGACGACUAAGUUGUUCCAGCAUAAAGAUAGUGCUCUCCGGCAAAUGGUGUACUUGACGAUCAAGGAACUGGCUACUACGGCAGAAGAUGUCAUCAUGGUCACCAGCAGUAUCAUGAAAGACAUGCAACCCAACUCAGAAGUCAUUUAUAGGCCGAACGCUAUUCGUGCACUCUGUCGGAUUAUAGACCCAUCCAUGGCGCAAGGCGUGGAACGGUUCUUCAAGGCGGCCAUAGUCGACAAGAAUCGAUCCAUUUCGUCCGCCGCACUUGUCUCUGCAUAUCAUCUAUUCCCGGUAGCGAAGGAUGUAGUCAAACGAUGGGUGAAUGAAGCGCAGGAAGCCGUGACCCCAAAGUCUGUGUCGAUGUUUAGUGGCAACACCUCGGGCUCCUACCUUGGCUGGGGCGGCUCCUCUGGUACUUCGAACAGCGGCUACCAGCCUGUUCCGUCGACGAGCUACAUCACACAAUAUCAUGCUUUGGGUCUACUUUAUCUCAUCCGCCAGCAGGACCGCAUGGCUGUCACAAAGAUGAUCCAACAAUUGGGCGGAGGGAAGUCUGGUGCCGGCACCACGUUGAAAAACCCCAUGGCACUCUGUAUGCUCAUCCGCUAUGCAGCCAAGGUCAUUGAAGAGGAUCCUAAUGUGCAGCAGCAGAUGUUCGACCUUCUCGAGGGCUGGUUGCGGCAUAAGAGCGACAUGGUCAACCUUGAAGCCGCCCGUGUCAUCUGCGAGAUGAAGAAUGUAACACCAACACAGCUGACAAGACCAAUAGCGGUGCUCCAGCUUUUCCUCUCUUCGCCGAAGCCCACGUUGAAGUUUGCUGCUACUCGUACCCUCGCUUCGCUGGCCUUAACCCACCCUUCAAGUGUCGCUGCAUGUAAUAUGGACCUGGAGAACCUGAUCUCAGACCAGAACAGGAGCGUAGCCACAUACGCAAUCACUACCUUGUUGAAGACUGGAAACGAAGCGUCUGUCGACCGUCUCAUGAAGCAAAUCACUGGCUUCAUGAGCGAGAUCAGUGACGAGUUCAAAGUUAUCAUCGUUGAUGCCAUCCGGUCGCUCUGCCUCAAGUUCCCCGCGAAACACGCCUCGAUGCUCUCCUUCCUCUCCGGCGUCCUGCGCGACGAGGGCGGAUACGAGUUCAAGCGCGCGGUCGUGGAGGCAAUCUUCGAUAUGAUCAAGUUCAUCGGCGAAUGCAAGGAGCAGGCGCUCUCGCAUCUCUGUGAGUUCAUUGAGGAUUGCGAGUUCACCAAACUCUCCGUUCGUAUCCUGCAUUUGGUCGGCAUGGAGGGCCCGAAGGCUCCGCAGCCUACGAAGUACAUUCGUUUCAUCUACAACCGUGUCGUAUUGGAAAAUGCUACUGUCCGCGCUGCUGCUGUGUCGAGCUUGGCGAAGUUUGGGCUGAACGGCCUGGACGAUAAACUCGGCAAGAGUGUUAACGUUCUUCUCAAUCGAUGCUUGGACGACGUCGAUGAUGAGGUUCGUGAUCGGGCUGCCAUGUAUCUGAAAGUGUACGAUGCACCCAGUCUUGCUGCAACAUACAUCAAAGAGGAGUCUGUGUUUUCCCUUCCCGCUUUGGAGUCCAAGUUGGUCUCUUACAUUAGCGACACUGACGCUCUGGCGACACCGUUCGACGUGUCAUCAGUACCGAAGAUCAGCAGAGCGCAAGCAGCGAAGGAGGCGGCUCGUCCAAGUAGCUUGGAGACCAUUGGCGUGCCGUCGACAUCGAAAGCGGCGACGCCUCCGCCGCAGACAUCUGCCGAGACACAAUCAGCAUAUAUCCAGCAGUUGGCGGAGGUCCCAGAGCUUGCGUCGUACGGCCCCGUCCUUCACAGCAGUAUCAAGCCUGCGCAGCUCACUGAGAGAGAGACUGAGUACCAAGUCUCGUGUGUUAAGCACAUAUACAAGGAACAUAUUGUAUUCCAGUUUAAUGUAUCGAACACCAUUCCGGAUACUGUGCUGGAGCAAGUAUCUGUGAUUAUGCAGCCGCAAGCAGAUUCGGGAUUGACAGAAGACUUCAUUAUACCCCUGCCGAGCCUUUCCUUAGCGACAUCUCCAGGCAUUGUCUACGUCUCCUUCACGCGCGAUAGCCCAGCAGAGUAUGCAACCACCUCGUUCUCAUGCAUCCUCAAGUUCGUAAGCAAGGAAUUGGAUCCUUCGACGGGCGAGCCAGAACAAGAGGGCUACGAAGACGAGUACCAGCUCGAAGAGACAGAGCUCGCCGCGGCAGAUUACAUCGUCCCCAGCUAUGUCACGUUCGCGUCGGAGUGGGAUCGCCUGCGGGACGGUGGAUCUGCCACAGAGACAUUCUCGCUCUCUGCAAUGGAAUCUAUGAAAGCUGCGUGUGACUCGAUCAUCGAGAUCCUCAACAUGCAACCGCUGGGUGGGACGGAGGAUCCGCAGAACCCGACGGUGCAUACGCUGCAGCUGUCUGGGCUGGUCGCGGGCGGCGGUGGCAAGAUUCUGGUGCGGUGUCGCAUGACCUACUCGAAGGCGCAGGGUGUGACGCUGGAGCUGGGUGUGCGAGCGGAGCAGGAGGAUGCGUGCAACCUGGUCGUAGCCGCGAUCGGUGGUUGA